Messenger RNA from Humulus lupulus (European hop), 2233 nucleotides. Its product is annotated as pentatricopeptide repeat-containing protein At2g13420, mitochondrial-like. The coding region runs from base 120 to 1721 and encodes 533 amino acids. The record is from RefSeq and is a predicted model, not a curated record. Lineage: Eukaryota; Viridiplantae; Streptophyta; Magnoliopsida; Rosales; Cannabaceae. The transcript has 2 exons. Gene Ontology annotation, molecular function: protein binding.
UAUGCUAAGGAGAGCCAGGCCAUGGAGAAAGAAAGAAAGAUACCAACCUCAACAGGGUCACCAACAACAGCUUCGCCCUCAUCGCCAUUGUCAAAAAAACCAAUUGCAGAGAAAAAAAAAUGGUAGGAUUGAGUCUUGUGAAGCUCCGGCUAUGGCCGAUUGCUGGAGAAAUGGUCUCCCUUGGUCGCUCACUCACUGCUACUCGUCUCUAUUCCUUCUCUUCUUCUUCUUCUGAUUCAGAGGAUGUUGCCGUGUCAGUCGAUCAUCAACUCCCGACGCUGGAGCCCUCGACCGACGCCGAUUCAGUAGCUAAGCUCCUCCUCCACCAUCACAACCCGUUUCACGCCAUGGAAUCUUCUCUCCAACUCUAUGGAAUAUCUCUUUCUCCAGACCUUCUCAACCAAACACUCCUCCGUCUCAAGCACAGUUCCAAAGUUGCUAUCGCCUUCUUCCACUACGCCAAACAACUCCCAAACCCUUCUCCUCUCAGCACCGCCUCUUACAAUCUCCUCGUCGACAUCGUCGCCAAAGUUCGGCAAUACGACGUCGCCUGGCAGCUCAUUGUUGAGAUGGAGAAUUACGAUCUUACCCCUACUUCUACUACCUUCCUCAUCCUCAUCCGACGGUUGAUAUCCUCCGGCCUCACACGCCAAGCGAUCAGGGCCUUCGACGACAUCGAGACCUUCGUCGGUACCAGAACGACGUCGGAGGAUUUCCACUUCUUGCUCGAUACCCUAUGCAAGUACGGAUACGUGAGGGUCGCGGUUGAGGUUUUUAACAGAAGGAGAAAUGGGUUGUGUCCCGAUGUGAAGAUGUUCACUGUUUUGAUUUACGGGUGGUGCAAGAUUGGUCGAAUUGACAUGGCCGAGAGGUUCAUGAAGGACAUGGUGGAGAGAGGGAUCGAGCCCAAUGUAGUCACGUACAAUGUGUUGUUGAAUGGGGUUUGCAGGCAUGCGAGUUUGCACCCGGAGGAGAGGUUUGAGAGGACUAUAAGGAACGCAGAGAAGGUGUUCGACGAAAUGCGGAAGAGAGGGAUCGAGCCCGACGUGACGAGUUUUUCUAUUGUUCUUCAUGUCUAUAGCCGGGCUCAUAAGCCGCAGCUUUCGCUUGACAAGUUAGAGGAAAUGAGAGAGAAGGGUAUCUCUCCGAAUGUGGCGACGUACACUUCAGUGGUGAAGUGCCUGUGUUCUUGUGGGAGGCUUGAAGAUGCAGAGGAGUUGCUCGACGAGAUGAUCAGAGGCGGAAUCAGUCCGUCGGCGGUGACUUAUAACUGUUUCUUCAAAGAGUUUAGAGGAAGAAAAGAUGUGGAAAGUGCUAUGAAACUGUAUAGGAAGAUGAAGGAGAAGAGUCUGUGCAUGCCUAGUCUGCAUACGUACAACAUUUUGGUUGCCAUGUUUUUGGACCUGAAUAGUUGGGUGAGUGUUAAAGAGAUUUGGAAUGACAUGAAGGAGAGUGGAACUGGGCCAGACUUAGAUUCCCAUACGACAUUGAUUCAUGGGUUGUGCCAGAAGCAAAAAUGGAGGGAGGCUUGCCAGUUUUUUGUGGAGAUGAUAGAGAAGGGUUUUCUGCCUCAGAAAGUCACUUUCGAGACCUUGUACAAGGGAUUAAUACAGUCUGAUAUGUUGAGAACUUGGAGGAGAUUGAAGAAGAGACUUGAUCAAGAGUCUAUUACGUUUGGUUCUGAGUUUCAUACUUAUCACCUUAAGCCUUAUAAGAGAUGAUCAUGUGCCCAUAAUAAUAAUAAUAAGCAAUUAUAAACUAACAUAUGAUGCUGAACACUACUUGAGUUGUCAACUCAAAUUACAAGUUACUGAACUUUGAUCACUCAUAAGAUGUUAAUUCAAGUAGUGAUGAGCACCCAUACCAGUUUCGUCCAUGGCUGCCUGCUAUGAUGUGCAUAAUCUCUUUUCUUAGCUGUGGUUAUCUCUGUUUUGGCCUUGAUGAUUAACUGUUAUAUGGGUCUGUUUUUUGUGUUACAAUUUAUACUUGUUUCUGUUAUAAAGAAAUAUCAGUCUGGUUGUUUUCAAUAUAUUGUUUUGGGUUAUCUUUCAGGAGAGUUUUGGUUGUGUUGGACUUUGUCAAAGAAAAUUUGUUAGAGUUAUAUUUCCCAUUUGAUCUGUGACAUUCCAUAUUCCAAUUUCUUCUAUGUUGACCAACCCUCUUUGACCCAUUUUCUCUGUAUUUUGGUUUUGUAUAGGCACUAAGUUCAAAAUGAGAUUUGUUGAAGCUUAUA